This is a messenger RNA of Dioscorea cayenensis subsp. rotundata (Guinea yam), 3332 nucleotides long. Its product is annotated as protein MEI2-like 2. The record is from RefSeq and is a predicted model, not a curated record. Gene Ontology annotation, molecular function: RNA binding. Bases 250 to 2874 code for a protein of 874 amino acids. NCBI's taxonomy places the organism in Eukaryota, Viridiplantae, Streptophyta, Magnoliopsida, Dioscoreales, Dioscoreaceae. The transcript has 13 exons.
CUCUCUCUUCCAAUCAACACCCUUUCCUUUUCCUCUCUGGACGAGAGGAAGGAACUUCGAAGACGAAAGCACUGAUCUUUUCGUUUUUAUAUUUGGUUUUCGGGAGUUGUUUGUCUUGGUGUUGGUGUGUCAAGCUGCUUGAUAGGUUUUUCGUCUGCGAUCUGUGGAUUUCUCAGCGGAAUUUGCUGUAAUUGGGGGUAGGGAUCUAGUUCAAAUCUGAGUUCUUUUCUCCAUUGAAGAGGUUAUGCAAUGGAGCAGCAAGAUCAUUCAACUCCAAAAGGUCCUUCACAUAUCCCAUUGUGGAAGGGUGGUCUGAAAGAUGGAACGAAUGCAUGGGGGAUUCCAUUAGGAAAAAAUUCAUAUCAUGCAUCAAGUGAUGCUAGUCUUUUCUCAACUUCACUGCCCGUUCUUCCUCAUGAGAAGUUGACUCUUGGAUACUCAGGCCCUGCUAUUAAUUCCGCUGAUGACACUUCAAUCAAAUUGGAUAAUCUUGGUAAAGGUGUGGAGGGUAAGGAAUCUUCCAAAGAUGACUUGGACCUCCAGGGUAUUGGGAUCUUGCUUCCUGAUGAUGAAGAUGAACUCUUGGCUGGUAUAAUGGAUGAUUUUGAUCUUAGUGGACUGCCUAGCCAACUGGAAGAAUUGGAAGAUUAUGAUCUUUUUGGUAGUGGAGGGGGCAUGGAAUUAGAUUCUGAUCCUAUAGACCACCUCACCACUGGUAUAGGAAAGGCUAGCUUGUCCGAUGGUUAUGCGGGGAAUGGAAUGCAUUAUGGCAUUCCAAAUGGUGUUGGAACUGUUGCUGGUGAGCAUCCAUAUGGAGAACAUCCUUCUAGAACAUUAUUUGUUCGGAACAUAAAUAGUAAUGUUGAAGAUUCAGAGUUGCGAUCUCUAUUUGAGCAUUAUGGGGACAUCCGAACACUCUACACUGCAUGCAAGCACAGGGGCUUUGUCAUGAUUUCCUACUAUGACAUCCGUGCUGCUCGAACAGCUAUGCGGGCAUUGCAGAAUAAGCCCUUGCGAAGAAGGAAACUGGAUAUCCAUUUUUCAAUACCAAAGGAUAAUCCAUCGGACAAGGACAUGAACCAAGGAACACUCGUAGUUUUCAAUUUAGACCCAUCAGUUUCUAAUGAUGACCUCCGACAGAUUUUUGGAGCGUAUGGAGAAGUGAAGGAGAUAAGGGAAACACCACAUAAACGACACCAUAAGUUUAUAGAGUUCUAUGAUGUAAGAGCAGCGGAGGCAGCCCUUCGAUCAUUGAACAGGAGUGAUAUUGCCGGGAAGCGGAUAAAGCUGGAACCUAGCCGUCCUGGUGGAGCUCGCCGCAACAGCUUGAUGCAGCAAUUGACUCAGGAACUGGAACAAGAUAAUAUCAGGGGUUACAGACACCAUGUGGGUUCGCCUGUUGCCAAUUCUCCUCCAGGAAUAUGGGCACAGUUUGGCAGUCCAACUGAUAAUCAUUUACAAGCUAUUAGCAAGUCUCCAGCUGCAGGAACCAUGGGCCCUAUGGGUGGUAAUCUUUUGCCUGGUUUAGCUUCUGUACUUCCUCCUCUGAUUUCAAAUGCUGUGAAGAUUGCACCAAUUGGAAAAGAUCAAAGUAGAAUUAAUCAUGCUGAUCAGAUGCUCACUACCGGUAACUCAACACAUGGAGUUGCAUUUCCGCAUUCUCACUCGGUUUCCGAACAUAGUAAUGGGAUGACACCAAAUAUGAGCUCCAGUCCAGGAGCUGCAUCUCCUGUUGGUCCUUCCACUUCAGGUGGCUCUGGCAUUGGGACACUAAGUGGACCUCAGUUUCUUUGGGGUAGCCCAACUCCUUAUUCGGAGCAUUCUCAAUCUUCUGGCUGGCCAUCAUCAUCACCAUCUGCAGGGCGUCCGUUUACGCCCAAUGGACAGAUGCAGCAGGGGCAAGGCUUUCCAUAUUCAAACCGUCAUGGUUCUUUUCUUCCAUCAUCAAACCCUCAUCAUCAUGUCGGAUCUGCACCAUCUGGUAUUCCUUUUGAGAGACCUUUUGGAUAUUUUCCUGAAUCACCCGAAACAUCAUUCAUGAGCCAGGUUCCUUUUGGAGGUAUGGGUGUCAACCGGAAUGAGGGAAGUUUGUUGAUGAAUAUGGGUUCUCGAGCUCCUAUGAAUCCUGGGGUUGCUCUAUCUGGAAGCAUUGAUGGCAGUUCCUCCAAUUUCAGAAUGUUGUCUUCUCCAAGAUUUGGACAUGCAUUUUUCGGAACUCCUCCAUAUCCAAGUCCAGGCUCGAUUGGGAUGGAUGGAUUUAUUGACCGUGGAAGAGCUAGGCGAGUUGAUAACAGUGGGAGUCAGCUGGAUAACAAGAAGCAGUAUCAUCUUGACUUGGAGAAAAUUAUAAGCGGGGAAGAUACCCGUACAACAUUAAUGAUAAAAAAUAUUCCAAAUAAGUACACCUCCAAGAUGCUGCUAGCAGCAAUUGAUGAGAAUCACAAGGGCACUUACGAUUUCCUCUACUUGCCAAUUGAUUUUAAGAACAAGUGCAAUGUUGGCUAUGCAUUUAUAAAUAUGUUGUCCCCUUCGCACAUCGUUUCAUUUUAUCAGGCAUUUAACGGAAAGAAGUGGGAGAAAUUUAACAGUGAAAAGGUUGCAUCAUUGGCUUACGCACGAAUUCAGGGCAAAACAGCACUUGUUACACACUUCCAAAAUUCAAGCUUGAUGAACGAAGACAAAAGAUGCCGUCCAAUUCUCUUUCAUUCUGAUGGACCCGAGGCUGGUGAUCAGGAACCUUUUCCACAGAAUGGUUUGGACAUUCCUGUACAUCAAGAAGAUGAUCUUUCUGGGGAUAUACCUGAGUUUCAAAACAAUGAUCUCAGUGAGAAGCUGGAGAAUAGUGGCUUCCUUGGAAGUGGCUUGGAAAGUUAGCAACUAUCUACUAUUGGUGACAAGGCUGUAAAUACUAACGGCUCAAUCGAAAAUCAAGUGUAUGAUAGAAUCAUGCCCAUUUUUGUUGGGGUUCUGGAUGGAUGCACUGAAGCAUAACAACUGUGAACAAAGUUCAAUCUGUUUUUGUGUAGAUAUGAAAUUGAAGAUGCUAAAAUCGAAUAAUAUCCAAUUGUAUAGCAGAAAGAAAAAACCGAGGUUCCAGUGCUGCUCUUCGGUUCACCGUUUCUGUUUUAUUCCGGAAAAUUUCUGCCCGUCUAAUGUUUAUAUGAACUGUCGUUGGAAAGUGGGAUUUGUUUUGAAAUUGUAUAAAGAACAAAAACAAAGAACUUAUCCUGCUUUCUCCCAGUGAAUGUAAAUUUGUACAGAUCAUGAUGCAUUUGAACUUCCUGACUGUUUGUAAUGCAAACAAACAGAAAGUUUUAUAUCAUGCAUUUUCA